Molecule: messenger RNA, 4362 nt
Organism: Macrobrachium nipponense
Lineage: Eukaryota; Metazoa; Arthropoda; Malacostraca; Decapoda; Palaemonidae
Exons: 16
Coding region: 385-4362 (1325 amino acids)
Molecular function (GO): polyamine oxidase activity
Source: RefSeq, a predicted model, not a curated record
GGAAGUUUUGGUGAAGUUUUGCUAGCCCGCUGCCCCACAUACCAGCGUGAGUGCCCCUCGCGCGGAUAUGCGAGCAAGUUCGUGUGCUCACGUGAAUUACCUCGGCCUCGGAAUCCUAGGCAGAUCCCCAAAUCAUAUCAGAAGAAACUGACUGCCGAAGACAGUCUAGUGUCAAAAAUGUCAAGAAAAAAGGAAAUAAUGAAAAUAGCCUUUUAGGAAACGGAGAAGCAAGAAAUAUUCAAUAACAAACAAGCUAAUAGUGAUGACAGUGACCAAAAAUUAAUCACAGAGAAAAAUAAAACUUAAGCUUUGACGUGACUGCAAGGCAGAAAAGCUGCCGGACAUUUAUUUUGGGGACAAGGAACCAGUACGCCCAGAUCAAAGAUGGCGUCCUUCGCCAGAGGAUUUAUAACCACUGCUUUGUUGAUUUUCAACUUAAUCCUCCUUCCUGUCGUCUCCUCGUUGCCUUCACAUCCCGCAGGAGCAGAGAAACCGGAUGCUAGAGCCAAUGGGGAUCACGCAGAAAGUGAAACAGAGAGCUAUUACUUUUUCUCUACGAGUCUCCCAGGAGAAGAAUCAUCUUUGGCGAGGGGGCGAUCGCUGGAGGUCGAGGCGAAAGAUACCCAAAAUAUCUUUCGAACAAUUAACAAGAAUGUGGGCUUUGGAGGUCAGGGGAAAGAUGCCACAAUAAACCGUUCAGAAAUUAGCGGCUCUGAAAAGGCAGCAGCAAAAGAAGAGGGUGCUCGAUAUGACUUGACAUUAGUCACUCAAAAAGUGAGGGAAGUGGUAUCUUCCGAUAAAUGGAAUGAUGCAGGGGGUACAGAGGGCAGUGAAUUAACGGCAAAGGAUACGGAAGAUGAUAUCAGAGAGGCAGGAAGUGGAAAUGUUAAAGAAAUCGGCAAUGAGGGUGUUAGGAAGGAUACACAGGAUACAAAAGUAGAUGAAAAUAAGAGUAGUGAUGGUACUCGUGAAAGUGAUUUAGAAAGAGACAAACAUGCAGGUGGAGAGGAAGCCCAUACAGGUAACAAAGAUGAGGAGAUAGAAGCAGAGGAAGUUGACAUAACGGAAAAAUAUGUGGAAGACGAAGGACAGGAGUUAGAACUGGGUGAAAAUGUCAAAAGAGAAGACAAAGAUAAUGCAGAGGAACAUUAUGAUGAAGACAUUGAGUAUACUGAGACUUCUAGUCAAUUACCUAUAGGAUCCUUUACGUUCACUACUGAAGGAGUAGACCAAGGUAGUACAACAGAUAUUCAUGAUCUCAAUAAUGAUGAUCCGAGUAGCAAGGAAGAAGCGUACAUUUUAGAGGACGAUGAAGUCUAUAUAGAGUUCGAGACCGAUGAGGAGACAAGGGAGUCCGUCGUAAUAUCAGACGAAGACGAGGCUGCCGAUGACUUGCCUAGGAAACGAAAGAAAGGAAACCGUAAGCGAAAAUCCAACAAAAGAAAGGGAAACAAGAAUAAGAAUAAAAACGUUUACAAUUUCGUCAUUGAAAACGGCCACCAGGAAACGUUCCAGGAGGUUAUCGAAGACUUCAACCUUACUCUUAUCGAACUCAAUCUCGAGAGGCUGGCCGCUUCGUCCUCCAGAGAACCACGCCAGAAUGUUGUGUACCUGGAAGAUAUACCCCUGGAUGACCCCGUAAAUCGUCCGCAGAUAGAAAGCUUGAGUCUGUGGCAAUAUUUCUUGAACUUUAUUGCUGGAGAUGAACCAGAGCCCCCUCCUAAAGCAGCCAUAGUCGAGAAACGACUUGAUCAUCCUUGCGACUUCUUACCUGGAGAGUACAGAGGCUGGAUGCGCAACGCCCAGAAGAAGCAGGUCGUCGUUAUAGGAGGGGGCGUGGCUGGCCUGUCCGCUCUCGGAACUCUCAACAAACUUGGAAUGACCGACUCCAUCUUGAUCGAAGCUUCGAACAGGCUUGGUGGUCGAGUACACACUGUCAGGCACGCCCAGUGGAUGGUAGAAGAAGGGGCUCCAAGAAUACAGGGCGAAGCUCUCAAUCCCCUUUUCCAGCUGGCCUUUGAAAUUGGAGGUGUUGGUGGCCCAGAGGCUCCCAUAGAUUGGGAUGACGAUGUGUUAACGAGCGACGGAGAUUUGCAAGACUCGAGGACCAUCAGGAAAGGUCAAAGGAUCUUGGAGCAUCUGCAACAUGACCCGAGGGAGAGGUCAGCCCUCCGAUACCACGAAAGGUCUUUGGGCGACGUGUAUUCGAGAAGGUUUGAUGAAAUGUGGGGACCGACAGUUGACGAGAAAGACAAACAGGCGUGGAUGUACUAUAUCCAUCAGAUUAUCAGUGGGAAGUUUGGUGUCAACAGCUGGAUGAACAUGGCAGCGAGAGACGCAGCCAAUUUCAGGGACUUAGGGAGGGACAUCAUCUGGAAAGGUGGCAUGGACAAACUCGUCCAGCACCUUCUGUACGAUAUCUCCAGCGAGCAGUUACGUCUCUCGAGCCCCGUGUGCCAAGUCUUCUGGGACAGACCCGAGGAAGAUGAUCCGCUCGUGGUCCUGGCAGACGGGUCCUCCUAUCGUACCAAUUACAUCAUCAGUGCCCUGCCUCUUGGCACCCUGAAAGAUUACCACCACAGGACUUUCGUUCCACCUCUGCCGAGGUCACUUUCUAACGCUUUGAUGGCUUUUGAUGCUGGUGUGGUCAAUCGCAUAUCCCUUGGAUGGGACUACUCCUGGUGGGGUCCUAAACCCUUUAGCCAACAGCUCCUGUGGAAGGACUACAACUUCCCCAGGGAAAUGGAGUGGAUGUCGAACAUCGUGUCAAUAAGAAGCAAUCCAGAGCGACCGACCCAGCUGGAGAUGGAGGUAUUUGGAGACGCGGCCAUUGCCAUGGAGAACAUGAGCACGGAGCAGGUCAUAGCCCACCUCAUCAACUUCCUGAGGACGACGAAGAAGGAGUACACCGUGUCCUUGCCAGUUUUCUUCCACAGAUCGAAAUGGAGACAGAGCCACUGGUCGAGAGGAUCUUAUCAUUCCUACAUGAAUAUGAACGCUAUGAACUUCAACGACCGCAGUGUCUUGUCUCCGAUCUUAGCCAACACCCGAGGAAAAAGAUCUCUCUUCUUCAGUGGAGAACACACGUCCACUGAUCGGUUUGGUACAGUAGACGGCGCCCUUUUGUCUGGUGUGAGGGCAGCUCGCUGGGUCAUGGACGAACACGCCAUGCAGGAGGAGAUGUUCUUGGUUAUCAACGGUGAGAGGAAGAGGUUGCUUCCACUAGACGACCAAAAGCUGAAAAUUGAUUACUACCAGUAUUUUAAGAACCCGACCUCUGCAUACCUGGGUGCUCUGGAAAUUUCAGAGGCCCUAGAGAAGGAGAAAAAGAAAAUUCAAGAAGAGAAGAAAAAAUCUAAGGAAGAGCGGAAGGCUUCAAGAAAAGCUGCAAAGGAGCAAAGAAAACAAAAGAAAAACAGCAAGUCCGAGACUACCCACAGCAAGGAACACGUGACAACUGGUGACGAAGAACCAGCCUUCACUGAACCUCAACAACUGGACACUCAGACUGAUAUGCCAGACAUUAUUAAAAAACGUUCGAGGUUAGGUGAGUCCUAUCCUGAAGAGCCACAUCGUCAUAAUGCAAUGCCUUCAUCACACUCUGCAGUCCCCGUUAGCACUACCACCUUAGCAAUAACUCCAAAUUUUCAUUCUUUUCCUGUGCAAGCUUCAAGCCAAGUCUUAUCUCAACCUGGGCCUAUGUUUCAGGGCAUGGUGUCUUCAUCAGCUGAGCACUACAUGGCUGGGCACGAUGAUGAAGUGUCCGUUGUUUACUUAGAUCCAGAAAGACACCAGGCAAACUACAAUCCUGCCGUCAAUUCUGAUGUUAAUGAUGAAGUGUCUGUUGUUUAUUUAGAUGGACAAGCAAUGGAAUCUGGGGGAAAUGGACAUCCCUCAGUUGUGUACGUUGAAGGACCCUUGAAUUCCCAACUAACAACUUUGGUUGAUGCUCUUACGAUGAAAAAAUCUAAUUCCCAGACGCUCUCCUCGUUACCUGAUGAAAGUGAUUCAUUACCAACUACAUCAAAGAAAAGAAAGAAAACAAAAACAAAAAAGAAAAAGCAGGAAAUGGAAGCGAGAGUAGAAGAAAGGAAACAAGAGUCAAAGCCUGCAACAAAGGGAAAAGACAAUGUUGACAGUGGUAAAGGUAAAUCUGAGCCUCUCAGGCAAAACAAAAAAGGAAAACGAAACAAGAAGAAAGGUAACAAAAAGAAAGGUAAGCAGAAGAAAAGAAGUGGUAAAACAAUGGGGAGAAUAAAAAGCAAAAACAUAAUCAUGAAGAUGCCACCAAUAGUACAACACAUACUUCUAGCCUUCAUUCUACUUCAUAUAACCCAUAUUUGCCUUAUCCUGGAGGAAUAA